Hemiscyllium ocellatum (epaulette shark) is the source of this 1806-nucleotide messenger RNA. RefSeq names its product BCL2 like 1 (gene bcl2l1). Gene Ontology annotation, cellular component: mitochondrial outer membrane. The record is from RefSeq and is a predicted model, not a curated record. Bases 82 to 693 code for a protein of 203 amino acids. The transcript has 2 exons. Gene Ontology annotation, biological process: extrinsic apoptotic signaling pathway in absence of ligand; negative regulation of intrinsic apoptotic signaling pathway; intrinsic apoptotic signaling pathway in response to DNA damage. Gene Ontology annotation, molecular function: protein homodimerization activity; protein heterodimerization activity. NCBI's taxonomy places the organism in Eukaryota, Metazoa, Chordata, Chondrichthyes, Orectolobiformes, Hemiscylliidae.
GGCCCUGUGUGGGGGGUGGGGCAGGUUGUGAGUCUGGUGUCCGUCAUGCCGGCGGCUGCGUGAGGGUGUGGAGGCCGCAGGAUGUACAGCAGUGGGGAGCUGGUCACUGACUUCCUUCGUUACAAACUGUUGCAGAAGGGCCACAACUGGCGGUGGCUGUGUGAGCAGAAUGGAGCGGCGGGCCUGGGGACACAGCCCGAGCCGGGAGCGGCCGUGUACAGCGGCAGGCCCGAGGCUGAGCGGGCCCGCCAGGCCCUGCUGGACGCCGCCGAGGAGUUCGAGCUGCGCUACCGCAGGGCUUUCAGCGACCUGUCGGCGCAGCUCCGCGUUACCCCCGACACGGCGUACCAGCGCUUCGAGCAGGUGGUGGGCGAGCUGUUCCGUGACGGCGUCAACUGGGGCCGCCUGGUGGCUUUCUUCUGUUUCGGGGCGGCGCUGAGCGUGGAGAGCGCGGAGAAGGAGAUGGGCGCGUUGGUGCCCCGCAUCGCCGACUGGAUGAGUACCUACCUGGAGAACAACCUGGAGCCUUGGAUCCAGCAGCACGGUGGCUGGGAUGCUUUUGUACAACUGUAUGGAAAUAAUGCUGCUGCUCGGAACCGUCAGUUGCAGGAGUCCGUUGUAAAAUGGUUUAUGGCACUAACAGCUGUGGGUGCGACUUUGGCCAUUGCUGCAUUCUUAGCCCGGAGGAGGUAACAGCAGUGAGACUGCAUUAAGAAGCAAGCUUUGGUCAACAGCCAUUACAUUGGAAGAAUAUCUUAGCAGAAUGGCUUGGCCAUGAAAGCUGCAUCGAUAGAUCUCAGCUUACUCCUUGUGUUGGAACACUCUCCGCUGUUUAUGUAUUGUGUUUGGGUACUCAGUUUACAAUUACAAAGCAUUCAUGCAGGUGCUGUGACAGAAACCGAGAUUAUCCGCAAGUAAAGGAACUACAUCAGUAACUAAAGCUAACUUAAUUCAGGAAUAUUGAACCUGGAGUGCAGGCGCUGACCAGCAGCUUAUACAGUGAAGAUCUCUAUUCAUUGACAUGGCUCUGUGCCGUAUUGGCAAAAAUCCACAAACACUGCAGCCCCCUCGCUGCACUGAGGUGUUAAUUUUAAGAUCUAUCAUGUCUGAUGUGACUGAAUAGUACAGACGGGUCAGACUGCACAGAAGAAAAGCCCCGUUGCUUGGAUUCCAGAGGAGGAAUGAAGUUAGAGUGGCCUGCAAGAAAGCUGCUACUUGUUCUGGAGAUGCCAAUGGCCUACUACAGCUCAAAAUCAAAGGAAAUGGUGGGCAACACCUUCAACUGGAAACUGCUGGUGAUAACCUAGGCAAUGGAGCAGAGUUUUCCUGUAACUGAAGGCUGACUGACAUUUUAUUUAUACCAAAUUUUUAGAUUUUUUGUUACCUGCUGGAAUAUUGAUGUGGUGCUUGAGUGGGGGUGACCAUACAAAGCCUGUCUCUGAUGGGCUCCCUGAUUUCUGGCAUUGUCUUAAUGGUAUACUGCAGGAAAGUUUGAUCAUCUUGUUUGAACUGAAGUUGAAGCUGCCACUGCUUCUCAGCAGGAAUGAAAAGCAAGACUUCAACCAUUUUGACAAGAUCGUUUGGAAAAGGUUUUGCGGCACAUGGGUUGUCCAUGUUCCUUAAAGUGGCUCAGAAUUAUUUUAAGAAAGUUUUCCGCUAUCAUGUGAGGAUGCUGAAGACGUGACUACUAGUCACUAUUAUUCACUGUAAUCAUUCCUUUUUAAUUUGCUGCUCACACCACAUUAGAAGCGAACUACUUUACACAGUCUUAAAAUUUAAAUUAAAAUGACUUGUUUUUAAACACAA